Molecule: messenger RNA, 1371 nt
Organism: Geodia barretti
Lineage: Eukaryota; Metazoa; Porifera; Demospongiae; Tetractinellida; Geodiidae
Source: the annotation of a GenBank genome assembly
AUGACUGACAACACGCAAGAACGUCGAGAACUGAGGACACUUCAACCGGAGGAUAUUGUCGGGAUGAAAGGACUCAGUGGAUCAGUAAUCUCGCCUGACGGUAAAUGGGCGGCGUUUGUCCGCGCUGUUCCCGUCCUUGAAACUGAAAAAAGCGAAUACCGAGGUCAUAUCUGGCUGGUUUCAACCGAUGGUGGUGAACCGUUCCAGUUGACGAACGGUCCCAAUGGGGACAGCAAUCCGCAAUGGGCACCUGACAGCACGCAACUCGCCUUUGUCUCAAGGCGCGGCGACAAAACGCAGAUCUGGAUUAUUCCGAUCACAGGUGGCGAGGCCAAGCAACUCACCCAUACAAAAAACGGCGCAUCAAAUCCGCAAUGGUCAUUUGAUGGGAAGCAAAUCGCAUUUCUCAAGACAGAGCAGGAUAGCGAGGCUGAUGAGAAGCGGAAGAAAGCCAAGGACGACCGAAUAGUCAUGGGGGUAGAUGACUUCAAGCAGCAGCACCUGUGGAGACUAACAGCGGGAGACUUUCACGUCAGCGAGCCGCUGGUGGUCGCCGGAUGGGAGCAGAUUGCCUUUGUCUCCGCACCUUCCCCAAAUGCAGAUGAUAUGAUGUUCAACGGGAUUGUUCACCUCGUUGACAUCGAAACCAAGAACGUCCGGAAAUUGACAGCGCACACCGGCGGUGAAAGUUCGCCGCGUUGGUCGCCGGAUGGGGGGCAAAUCGCAUACUUACACAGCCCAGAACGGUAUGGACAGAAAGAUCUUCACAUCAUUUCAGCGGCAGGCGGCGCAUCAACAAACCUGACCGCCAUCCAGCUCGAUCGUAACGCCGAUGCACCAGUCUGGUCCCCGGAUGGAGAGGCUAUCUACUUCAUCGCAAUGGAUCGGGUGCGUUGGCAGCUUUAUUCCGCUGCAAAAGCUAAGGACGAAAUUCGUCAAAUUACCCGUGGCGAUUAUGUCAUUGGCGGGAUUUCCAUCGCCGAUGAUAGCGAUACAUUCUUGUGUACUCGCAGUGAGCCAUACGCUCCAGCGGAUGUUUGCGUAGGGUCUAUCCGCACAGGUGAGAUGAAGCAGCUUACGAAACUCAAUCCACAACUAGAAAACGUCGCGCUCGGUGAAGUGCAGGUGAUUCAGUGGCAGAGCAGCGACGGACUUGAGAUCGAAGGUUUGCUCUGUUUGCCUGUUGGCUAUGAAGCGGGUAGAAGCUAUCCACUCAUUGUUGAGCCACACGGCUGGGUACCCCGUAGUUCACGCGAUUUGGGUUUCAAACCGACAUGGCACUAUUUCAGUGGCGAAGGCUUUGCUUACUUUGCACCGAACUUCCGCGGCGGAGAUGGGUAUGGAAACGACUUCGCCACAGCGAAACUAUAA